Molecule: messenger RNA, 1590 nt
Organism: Drosophila suzukii
Lineage: Eukaryota; Metazoa; Arthropoda; Insecta; Diptera; Drosophilidae
Product: dynein axonemal assembly factor 11
Biological process (GO): cytoskeleton organization
Molecular function (GO): protein binding
Source: RefSeq, a predicted model, not a curated record
GUUUCUAACACUCUAAGUGAGCACCUCGGAAUCUCCACUAAAUUUUUUUCGUUUAUUUCGGACUAUUUUUUUUGUAUUCCGAUUUGUAAGAAAUUGUCGCGAGAUAACUUAGUAAAUUUCGGUUUCAGUUUUUUUUUUCACCAAAACAUUACUGUGAGAGAUCAUCGAGAUGGUAAACCGACUGACGCAGCAACUGGUGGAGGCCAAGUCCAAGUGCUCAGACUACCGCAAGGUCGUGAAGUUGAAUGCCUGGGGCGGCGAGCUGGUGGACAUUACCAUCUGUCUCCGCAUGCCGCUCUUGGAGGUCCUUGCACUGAGUGUUAACAAGAUCAAUACCCUGAGUAGUCUGCAGAAUUGCCACAAGUUGAAGGAGCUGUAUCUGCGCAAGAACGAGAUUCCGAGCUUCGAGGAGCUUAAUUAUUUGUCCAAUGCUCGUUCUUUGACUUCCCUGUGGUUGGAUGACAAUCCAUGCGCCCUGGCCGCCGGCUCCAAUUAUCGUGCCUGUGUGCUCCGCAAGUUGCCGAAUCUAAAGACGCUGGACAACGUGGAUGUCAGCGAGCAGGAACGCCAGGCCGCCUUGAACCAAGAGUACUACCCGGCUCCAAAGAGUGCCAUCAGUUCGCCGGCUAAUGAGGUGGGAGCCGGUAAGGCGGGCUCGGGCUCUGGCUCGCCAUCCAGCUCCGGCUCCACUGCCUGUCGCGAGCGUAUCGAACGGGAGAUGGAACUGGAGCGCCAGGAUGUGGAGCGCCGCAGGGAGCACCAGCGGGAACAGCAGGAGCAGCGCCAGCAGCGCCAGCAGUUGCAGGAGUUGGCCAAACCAAAUCGCAGUGCCGGCGGAGAUGCUGCCGAAUUGGAGGGAGGAGCCCGUCUUUCGAGGAUGCCAUCGGUGCCACGUCCAAGUGCCGCAAGUGAUAACAUGCGCAUGGCGCCCAACUUUCAGCAGGAUCAUCAGGGUCACCUGGGACAUCAGGGACACUUGGGCCACCAGGGACGGCUGACUUCGCAGGCUGCUGGCCAGGGCUACCGGACGAACUCCAACUCUGCCCAUGGCCGUAUGGAUCCCAUGGAUGCCAGGCGCCGUGAUCUCGUCGAUAAUAUGGCCAAUGGAGGUGGGGUGGCCAGUGUAUCGCCACAGUCGCCGGUGGCCUCGAGCUCCUAUUAUGUCGGAAAUGUCGGAAAUGCCGGGAACGCCGAGGAGCGACGCUACCGCCAGAAUGGCAAUCUGCUCUCGGCCACCCUGUGCCUCAUCCGCGAGAUGGACGCCCCCACUCUGGAGGCCCUCAGCCGUGCCAUUCGUGAUCAAGUGACCAGCCAGACGAUGAACUACUAACUUUGCUCAUCGCUGGCUGUUAGUUCGUUUACAUUUUGAAUAUUUUCCAAAUUCGUUCGGUGUUUAGAAGUCGACGCACCUUCAUUUCGGCUCAUACGGAACCAUUGGACUUUUCCUAUAGGGUGAGACGCACAAGGAACGACGUCCCCCUGAUAGCCUAAAUACCAAGAGAGAUUCCUAUAAGACGUGCGACUUUUUUUUGGACCUCUAGUACGAGUUUGUACGAUUUAAUAAUGAUAAUAAAAGACUGUCAUCUUAAA